Messenger RNA from Phlebotomus argentipes, 583 nucleotides. It is a transcript of the gene RpL24, whose product is annotated as large ribosomal subunit protein eL24. Gene Ontology annotation, molecular function: structural constituent of ribosome; mRNA binding. The record is from RefSeq and is a predicted model, not a curated record. Gene Ontology annotation, biological process: cytoplasmic translation. Bases 55 to 525 code for a protein of 156 amino acids. The transcript is spliced from 3 exons. Lineage: Eukaryota; Metazoa; Arthropoda; Insecta; Diptera; Psychodidae. Gene Ontology annotation, cellular component: cytosolic large ribosomal subunit.
CACCGCAGCGCCAUCUCGCCAAGUUCCGGUCCUUUUACAUGUGGAAAAGCUACAAUGAAGAUCGGAUUGUGCGCAUUUAGUGGCUACAAAAUCUACCCCGGCCACGGGAAAACAAUGGUCAAAGUCGAUGGAAAGACCUUCACAUUCCUCGACAAAAAAUGCGAGCGAUCCUACUUGAUGAAGAGGAAUCCGCGCAAGGUGACCUGGACAGUGCUGUACAGGCGAAAGCACAAGAAGGGCAUUGAGGAGGAGGCCGUGAAGAAGCGCUCCCGCCGCACGCAGAAGUUCCAGCGAGCCAUCGUCGGUGCCUCCUUGACGGAGAUCCUCGCCAAGAGGAACAUGAAGCCCGAGGUGCGAAAGGCUCAGCGAGAGCAGGCCAUCAAGGCGGCCAAGGAGCAGAAGAAGACCACAAAGGCUGCCAAGAAGAUCGAAAAGGCCCCGCCAACGAAGAGCAAGCAGCAGCAGAAACAAAAGGCGGCCAAGAUCAGCCAGAAGGCCGCUCCUCGUGUUGGUGGCAAACGCUAAAUCGUCUCCGGGUGGCUGAAUAUACCUAAAAACGGAAAUAAAGAGAGAAUCCUCUGAA